Penicillium subrubescens is the source of this 1935-nucleotide messenger RNA. RefSeq lists its product as uncharacterized. The record is from RefSeq and is a predicted model, not a curated record. The transcript has 4 exons. Lineage: Eukaryota; Fungi; Ascomycota; Eurotiomycetes; Eurotiales; Aspergillaceae. The coding region runs from base 1 to 1935 and encodes 644 amino acids.
AUGUUUUCAACUACAUUACUCCUUCAGGCCUUGCUGCUCGUACCAGUGUGGGGCCAUUAUUACGUAGCCGUGAAUGGCAACGACUCUGGAUCUGGCUCGGCCACGGCCCCCUUUCGUACCUUUGAAAGGGCUCAGGCAGCUGCCCGGAGGUCAACAAAGGGCAUGAAUUCUGAUCUUUACGUUUACGUGGGCCCAGGUACCUACUAUCUCAAUGAGCCGUUGAAGUUCACUAGCAAGGACUCGGGCCAGAAUGGCCAUCGCGUUAUCUGGCAGGCACAAGAUAUGACCAAAGGGGCGAAUAUUUCCGGGGCGCCACUAAUACCUGGCCGCAGGGUUCCAAUCACCAAUUGGAAGGCCUCCAGUGUCCGUAAAGGCAUCUAUGAAGCUCAAGCUCCAGCCUUUACCACGCGCCACUUCUACGCCGACCAAGCUCACGCGCAGCGAGCUCGGGCACAGGUACAACGCUCAUGGGUCAAGGAGACUGCCACUGGUUUACAAGUCGUGAAUGACUCGGCCAAGUACAUAUUGACCAUGUCCGGAUUGGAACAUGCCGAAUUCCAUGCUCAUAACUCCUUUACGUCUCGCUACAACCCUGUGACAGGGGCAUCAAAUAACACCAUUGUCAUGGCGCAACCGGCUUGGAAUAAUAACCUCAUUGGGUAUGACACUUUUAAUAACCCAUAUGUCGACCAUGGUCUGUAUGUGGAGAACGCAUUAUCUCUCCUUACGGAUCCAAACGAAUGGUACUUGGAUCCAGCGAGUCAUACCAUGUACUAUAUGCCACCAUCCGGCCUCGACCCUAAUGACAUGUAUCUCGUUCUGGCCAAGUUGGAGACUCUACUCUUGGUAGGUGGCACAUAUGACCAACCUGUCCAUGAUCUCACCUUCAGAGGCUUCAACUACAUGCAUACUACCUGGAGCUACGUCGACCAACAGACAGGUGGUUAUAUUGGUAUAAACAAGACCUACACUAAUUUUGAUUCAUCUCGGCCGUUCUGGUGGCAAGUGCCUGGUUCAAUCCAAGUGAGCGCGGCUCGGAAUAUCUUGUUUCAAAACGGCAGCAUCGUUGCCUUGAUGGGUGGAUUUGGGAUAGGAAAUGAUCCCAAUGCACAUUCAACUGGCGUCGGCCUCGGGGCAUCCGAUGUCGAGAUUAGUGGCAUGCUUCUCCACCAGACGGGUGCCAAUGCGAUUACCAUCGGAGGUAUUCAAGCAAACGCACACCACCCAUCAGACCCGCGGAUGCUCAACCAGAACACAAGAGUUCUUGAGAAUAUCUUUACAGACCUGGCAUACACAAUUGACUCGGCUGUUCCCAUCUUUGCCAGCUAUGCCAAAGACACAUACAUUGUGCACAAUGAUGUAGUCAACGUUCCAUAUAGCGGCAUCUGCUACGGUUAUGGAUGGGGUUCUAACGAUGCGGGGGGCAGUCCGGAGUACCAGCUGCGCGGCCUCUACAACUACCAACCCGUCUACAAUACGCCGACCACGAUGCAGGGUGGGAGAAUCAGUGCAAACCUCAUAUACAACGUCGGGACGCGUCAUUCAGACGAUGGGGGUAUAUAUACGUUGUCGGCAAGUCCGAAUACGACCCUCGACGAUAACUACAUCAAGUCCACCCAAGGAUUCGGGUAUUACCUUGACGAAGGCUCCAGCUUCUACUAUGUAAACAACUCGGUUCUGGAUACAUCUUCGGAGUGGCUCCAUCGAAAUGAGCAACCAACUUACACGACAGGCAACAAUACCAUAGCCAACUGUGCCUCGAAUUUCGCCUCAAGUGAUUCUCAUAACCAAUACAACGACACCAUUGUCAAUUCUGCCCAAUGGACGUCGUACCAGACCAUGUCGCCCAAGCAGAAGAGCGUCGUGUAUUUGGCGGGCGUUCCACCAGAUCAACGCGGUCGCCGGCCGUACUCGAUUGAUCAGGGACCAUUUUAA